Molecule: messenger RNA, 8629 nt
Organism: Closterium sp. NIES-67
Lineage: Eukaryota; Viridiplantae; Streptophyta; Zygnematophyceae; Desmidiales; Closteriaceae
Source: the annotation of a GenBank genome assembly
CUAAUGCUCUCUGCUGCUGACCAAAGCAUCUGCUUGCGCCAAAAGCUUUCGUUUCGUCAGGCUGAUGUUCCUUUGUCGCACACGAAGCUUGACCGCUAGGGAUAGAAGCUUUCGAAUGCUCGGUGUCGACUGUAGCAAUCCUGGUGCUCGAGCUCUCCAGCUUGACUAAGCAGGCUAUGGAGCAGCAAGCGGAUGGGUCUCCUAGUCUGAAGCAGAAGCGACAGACAUCUUUGCAAGAGACCUUUCCAGUGAAGAAACCUAGGAAACAGGAUAAGGCAAGCGGUCCAGCGGACAAGCAGGGAAUCCGUCACGUUCAUGCUGACCAAUCAAUAAAACCACCUGGCGAUGAGGCUGCUUCACUAUCGAAUGGUCUAAUUACUCUUUCGCAGUCAACUAGGAUCCCCACUGACAUUGCAGAUACGUAUUUCCGGCCUGCUAAUGCGACUGCUGGAGCUAUAUCCUCAGUAGCCCUUGACGUCCGAACCAGCGGAUCAGAAGGGACUUCUUCAGCUGGCAUUCAGGAUCUCGAAGGCAAGAAUCUUCAAAUUGAUUUUCAAGGAGAGGCCUAUACACUUGAAGGCGGAGCUGGAGUGAACAGCAAUGGAACCACUGAGACAGUCCCCGUGCACCAUGAUUAUACACGGCUUGGCAGGAAGGAGAGCUCAUCGCCGGAGGUUCUUUCAGUGAACAGGGCGUGUGGGACGGAACUGGAAGAGGUAACUCCACCAGAUGCAAUUAUUCCACUCAAGAACUUUGACACAACACUUCCUGUGCAGGGACAUAUUGAGGCGACGAGGGUUCCUUUGAAUCCGCUCCAGGAUGCUUCAGCUAUUUUGAAGACUGAAGCUGACGCUCCAGCAGGCAUCACAUUUCCAAAGCAGAAUUCUGGACAAAAGUGCCAGGUGGAUGCCAGUGAAAGCAGGGAUGCACAGGAUCAACGUUUUGUUACUCCAAAAGGCGAGCCAAGAGCAGAGAAUGCUAACGGAAAUGCUGGCAGGGCUAGCAGUGCAGCUUCAGGUAGCCGACCAUGGAGCAUCAGGAACCAUUCUCCUGGAGAUUCCUUUUGGGAAAAGGCAUUUGCCUUGGUGGAAGGCAGAGAAGGCACUAACAAUGCUAUAGAAGGUGCAGGAGUUGCUGCUGCUGCUGAUGCUGCUGCUGCUGGUCUGGGUGUUCCAAGAGAGAGUUGCGGUGGUGCAAGGGAUCAGUCGGUGGCGAAUGACAAGGGAAGCGCAAGCUGUGGUACAAGGACAAGGGGAGUGCUGGCUGGCCUUGGAAGCCCAAGAUUUCGACAACGAACCGAAGCAAUUCCACCAGCAGCAAGUCCUUUAUCUCCUGGAUCCCUGGAUCCACUUCCAGUUCGGCACCUUGACUUCAGUGCAGAGAAGCCUCCCCGCCCAGUGCCAAAGAUUUCAGCAGCCCCUCUUGCAGAGGGAGAGAGGGGUCUCAGAAUUGCAAAGAAACUGGAGCCAAGCUGUUUGGUGGACGUGAGAGGUCAGAGCCUUGCACGCACAUCAGUUCAGCCAGACAUUGCCUCACCUGAAGCUAAGGGGAAAGCGCUGAUGGAACAGCCAGUAGAGAAGGUGCUUUUGAAAGGUUCUGGCUCCCCCGGAUCCUCUUCAGCGACAGCUGACCUUCAGCUCUCUGCGUGGCUCCCUCCACCAGCAUGCAAGGCAUAUGCUCGCAAAGGAGUCACCAAGCUGUAUCCAUGGCAGGUGGAGUGCUUGUCAAAAGAGCGUGUGCUUCAUGGACAGAAUCUGGUCUACAGUGCUUCCACAAGUGCUGGGAAGAGUCUCGUUGCAGAGGUGCUGCUGGUGAGAAGGCUGAUGGCGACUGGUCGGAAGGCCUUGUUGGUGUUGCCAUAUGUCUCCAUUUGUGCUGAAAAGUCAGAGCAUAUGGAGGCCGUCUUGGAGCCUUUGGGCUAUCGCGUGCGCAAUUUCUUUGGAGCACAGGGGGGAUCUGUGCUGCCUCCAGAUACCAGUCUGGCUGUGUGCACGAUUGAGAAGGCCAAUGCUCUCGUGAACCGGCUGCUGGAGGAAGGGCGACUGGGAGAGAUUGCAAUGGUGGUGGUGGACGAGCUUCAUAUGGUUGGAGAUCCUGCCAGGGGCUAUCUGCUUGAGCUUCUCCUGACAAAGCUGCGAUAUGCUGCAGGCCUGGGCUCGUCCCCUGCCAAGAACUCCCCUCCAGAUGUUGUCAAAGGGGUGGGAAAUAAGCAUCCCGCAGCUGAUGCUGCUGGUGCUUUAAGACCUGCUAAAGGUGGUGAUGGGGGAGGGGGGAAGGAUGCUGGGCGAGGAAGCCCCUCUACAGGAGCUGGCUGGGGAAGCAGUGGAAAGACAGAGGGAGAAGGAUUGCAGAUCGUGGGGAUGAGUGCAACCAUGCGCAACACUUUUGCCAUAGCAAAGUGGUUGAAUGCUGUUCUCUACGAGACUGACUUUCGCCCAGUUCCCCUGCAAGAGUUCAUCAAGGUUGGGGACACAAUCUACGACACCUUCAUGAACCCUUGCCGCACUGUGCCAUCGAACCCAGAGGAUAAAGACAACCUAGUCUUCUUGUGCAAUGAGGUUUUGAGUGAAGGCCACUCGGUGCUGAUCUUCUGUUCGGGUCGCGCCCACUGCCAAAAGACAGCACUCCAUGUCGCCAAGCUCCUGCCCCCUUUUAGCCCUGUGAACCGCGGAUCUGAACCAGAGGACACCAUUUCCACUCCAGAGGAUGUUUUGGAGGCACUGAAGCGCAUUCCGUCUGGUCUCGACCCAGUUCUUGCCCAGUCCAUCCCUGCUGGCGUGGCUUAUCACCAUGCUGGGCUCACGACGGAGGAAAGGGAGAUCAUUGAGCACAGCUACCGCCGAGGCAUUGUGCGAGUUCUCACUGCCACAUCUACACUAGCAGCAGGUGUCAACCUACCGGCACGCCGCGUGAUUCUGAGGGAGCCCAAAAUGGGCUUGGAUCACCUGGACGCCACGCACUACCGCCAGAUGACUGGCCGAGCUGGAAGAGCAGGGAUCGAUGACAAGGGAGAAAGUGUCCUUAUUUGCCAUCCCAACGAAGUAUCGUGGGUGAAGAAUAUGAUUCAGCAGGGCUGCAAGCCCCUGGCAUCGUGUCUGUCAGAGGCAUACAAGUGCAUGUCGCGUGCACUGCUGGAGGUCGUGGCAGCCGGCAUCGUGCAGACGAGCGUGGAUGUUGGCCGAUAUGUAUCCUGCACCCUUCUCAGCACUCUGAAGUCGUUCGAGGAGGUCAGUGCCUCAGCCAAAGCAUCCUUGAGCCAGCUCCGAUCUGCAUCUAUGAUUGACUGGAACUAUGAAACACAGACCUGGUCUCCUACCCCACUGGGCCAAGCAGCCUUUUGCAGCGCUAUGACCCCUGAGGAGUCUCAGCUGGUCUUCAAGGACUUGGACCGCUCUCGAUGCUGGGGAUGCCUUCUCGCUACUGACCUGCACCACUGUUACCAGGUGACACCAGUCUCCUCAGUCAUUGACCCUGACUGGAAGAUCUUCUAUCAGGAAUUCCUAAGACUCUCAGAGAUCGACCAACGGGUUGCAAAAAACGUGGGGGUGACAGAAGCCUUUCUUGCCAGCAAGGCACAUGGCAGUGCCCGCACCUAUAUGGGGCGUUGCACUCGCAAGGCAAGGAAUGAGGUAGCGGAUUCGCCAAAAGGCAGCAUGCCAAUUGACAGUCUUUUUGAGCCUGAGCGCAUCUGCAGGCGCUUCUUCGCAGCUCUUGUGCUGUCACAAGUUGUACAGGAGGUGCCUAUCGGAGACGUGUGCGAGAGAUUCAGUGUGAACCGAGGGCAGGUUCAGCAGCUGCAGGACAACGCAGGCCGCUUUGCUUCCAUGGUCACCUCGUUCUGUGAACGCCUCAAGUACACGGACAUGCAAGCUCUGCUCUCCAACUUCCAGCACCGCGUGUACUUUGGAGUGCGGUCAGAGAUAGUGGAGCUCACAGAGAUUCCUUUCGUCAAGGCUGCACGUGCACGUGCCCUGUACAAGGCUGGCCUGCGCACGACAGAGGCUGUGGCAGAGGCAUCAGCUGCUGAGAUCGCGAAAGCUCUCUCCGACUUCUCAUGGGGAGGUAAGGCUGCGACAGCGCGUGCUCAAGCAAUGAUAGCUGGGAAGAUCCGCAGGGGUGCUCGGAAGGUGCUGCUGGAGAAAGCAGAGGAGGAGCGGAUACAGAUGUUUACAAAGAUGAGGUCGCUAGGAAUGAAGAUUCCAGUGGGACUCGAUAAGGCUCUGCAUACCUUCGUCUCCCUCGAUGAUCAAUCUCCAGCAGCGAUUGCAGCACCUGAGGCUGCAAAGAAGGAAACAGCAGAAGCAGCUGCACCAGGUGCUACCAAGUCAAUUGUUGGACAAGGGGCAACUGCGGGGACGCAUGGUGGUGGUGGUGGUGGUGGUGGCGGUGGCGGUGAUGGCGAUGGUGCUGGUGGGGUUGCUGGGCCUGCGAACCAUGUUGAUGAUGAUCCAGCAGCUGGUGUGGAGGACUCGCCUGAUGAGACCAUGGACGACAUUGAAUUCGCUGUGAAUGUGCUGACGCAAGAAGCUGAGAGAGACAAUGAUCAAGUGCAGUCUGGAGACCUGGCUGCUGCUCCUGCCCCUUCUCCUUCUCCUGCUCCUGCUCCUGCUCCUGCUCCUGCUCCUGCUCCUGCUCCUGCUCCUGCUCCUGCUUCUGCUCCUGCCCCUGCUCCUGCUCCUGCUCCUGCUCCUGCUCCUGCUCCUGCUCCUGCGCCUGCUCCUGCUCCUGCUCCUGCUCCUGCCCCUGCUCCUGUUCCUGCUGCUGGUACUCCUGCUGCUGCUACUCCUGCUGGAGCUUGUCUUGGAGAAUCAUCUCUGAUGCCUGAUGCUCGAGUUGACCUUAGAGGACCAGCUGUUGCAGGUGGUGCUGCUGGUGCUACUGCUGGCAGUAGUGCUACUUGUAGUGCUGCUGCUGCUGCUGGUGGUGCCACUCCUGCAAAGGCAGAGCACGUAUUUUCCCCAGGAGCAGACCCAUGGGGGACAAACCUGACAGCAACCCAGCUCUUUCGCACAGUAGACAAUGCUGUGGCCUGUGCCUUAGCUGGUCAACGGGACGUUCCCAACACAUCCCUUUUCAGCAAUCCACGGGCAACCAAGGGUACAGGAGCAGCUGUAGCAAUGGGAGGUCUGCCCCACACUGGUGUAGCAUGCGAGGCCGCCCCAGGGCCUGCACAAGACCAUGCCCGGCUGUUCUCUGGCAAUUGUGUGGAAAGAGCCGGGCAGUUUACUGCCAUUGCGUUGGUGCCGUGUAGUUCGGGCCCUUGCGGCCAACCCACAGAGGGCCGGACAAAUCAGGCACUCGUGAACGCACCUGUAAAUAGUGCAAUGACAUCCUAUCCUCAGCCCGCUCCACACCAACUACAGCAGCAGCAGGAGCAGCAGAAUCAGUGGCAUCAUCAGCACACCUCCCACCCUCAUCAUCAGAGCCCUUCCACUGGUACAUGCAUGCCAAGAGAUGGUCCUGUGGACGUGCACUCACUCCCUGGCGGCGUUUCCCAGUUCAUACGCCAGUGGGAGGAGCAGUGCGAGUACUGUGUAGACCUCCAUCUAGCAGGUGAUUACAAGGAUGCGUAUGGGCAGAGGCCUGUGGAGCUGGAAGGGGUUUCUGUGUGCUGGAAAGGCUCCCCUGUGUUUUACCUGGCGCUGGUGGUGCUUCCAAGGGUUAAUCAGCAGAAAAAGAACUCCAGAGCAGCAGCAAGAGGGGAGUCUGCAACGCAUUUGGGACCUGUACAGGAGGCAGGUAGUGAUGGUGCCGGGGAAGAGGAGGACAGGGUUGUGUGGUGGAGUUCAGUGGUUGAUCGGUGGAACAAAAUUCGCCAGAUGCUGGCACAGCAGGGCCAGAAGAAAGUCUUUUGGGAUGCGAAAGUUGCUCUCAUGGUGCUCUCAUGCCCGGCUGUGCGCUGCCCUCCAGAACUCCUCCCUCUCAAAUUGAUUGCCUUGGCGGGCCAGUGUGGGGUGAACAAACCGGUGAACGAAUCAGGAGUCCGGAAGGUAGGGAGCUUGCAUGGCAACUGGGGUGAUGGACAGCAGCUACGGCUGGAGGAGAUGCAGCAGCAGGGGGGUAGGAGCUGGUUGCAGCCAAAAACAGGACGAGGGGCAGCGGGCGGAGGUGGAAAAGGGCAGGGAGAAGUCCGGCAAUCAUGGGUACUGCAGCCUCUUCCAGCAGCUUAUGUGGCUGGCCCGAUUCUUGAUAUGCGGCUGCUGGCGUGGGCCCUUGAUCCGGAUGGCGAGAGCAAUAAGGAGAAGUCCAUUGAAGAGGCCGUGGCCAACGCACUCCCUCCAGAUGCAGCAGCGAGGGCACAGAGAGCAGGCCGGUGGCAGGCGCAGCUGGGGCGGGCAGCGCGGGAUGGAUGCUGCAGAAGAGCAGCGCAAGUGAGGGAGCUCAGUGAUGUGCUGUGGAAGCGACUCUUCUCCCAGUGCCUGGAGGAGCCUCUCAUGCAGAACGAGAUGCCACUGGUCCCUGUGGUCGCGUCUAUGGAGCUCCUGGGCGUGGGAGUGGACAUGCGGCAGUGCCUACUGCUAAGAAGGGUCCUACGCGCCAAGGUGACUGCUCUGGAGGAUGCGGCGCAUGAGAUGGUGGGGCGCCCCUUCAUGCUCUCCAACCCCAGCGAGCUCGCCAUCAUCCUCUUCAAGACCCUCGCACUGCCUGUGCCCCCAACGUUCGUCACCAAAGGCCCCAAGUCCCAGCCGGGCCCAACAGACAAGGCAGCUCUGGAGUUUCUCAAGCCUAAGCACCCAAUAGCAGGAGUGAUUCAAGAGUACCGGUGCAUAGCCAAGCUGUGUGCCACCAUCAACACCCUGCUGCACCGAGUCAAGGACCAGCAUGGGCUGCAAAAGAAGCUGCUCAACGAUUUGGAGUCGCAGGCCUGCGGGAUGAACCAGAGCAGAAAUGCAGACACCGGGGAAGCAGUCACAGCAGCAGCGUGUGGUGAAUCAGUGGAUUGUGCUGGUGCCGAGUUGAGAGGGAAGCAGAACCGCGGCCAGACGUGCUACACAGUGCAUGGGCGGUGGCUACAGACAUCAACAGCAACAGGACGCCUUUCCAUGGAGGAGCCAAACCUGCAGUGCAUGGAAAAGCCCACAAGCUUCAUCUUGGACGAGGAAUUGCUCCCAGACUCUCUCAAGCUGGCUCUUAAAGCACACGGGGGCAAGCAGGCUGACACGAGGAGAGGGGAGGAGGAGAAUGUCGAGAAAGAGGGGAGCUGGUGCAAGGUGGUGGUGGUUGUGGGGCUGGCGCAGGGUGACAGCACCAGUGGGGCAAAGCAGCAAGUGCGCUUGGAGAUCAAUCCACGGGCAGUGGUCGUUCCGUCACAGCCCACUCGCCUCCUCCUCGUGGCAGACUAUUCGCAGAUCGAGGUCCGUCUAAUGGCGCAUUUCUCCAAAGAUGUAGCCCUCAUCUCGCUCCUUUCCCGGCCCUCCGGCGAUCUCUUCCGCAUCAUGGCUGCACGCUGGUCCGGCACUCCCGAGCCUCAAGUGACCAGUGCCGAGCGGGACCGAACCAAGCGCCUGUGCUACGGUUUGCUGUAUGGCAUGGGCAGCAACGCGCUGUCUCAGCAGCUGGGGUGCAGCGUGGAAGAGGCUAACAAGUACAGGAGGAGGUUCUUGCAGUCGUUCCCGGAUGUGGAUAGAUGGCUGGACAGAGCUGUGAAGGACUGCAGGAGCAAAGGGUAUGUUCAGACUCUAUGUGGGCGGAGGCGUUUCUUGGAAAAUAUCAACAACAGGAGCAGUGCUGACAAAGCCAAGGCGCAGCGCCAGGCUGUCAACUCAAUCUGCCAGGGAUCAGCAGCAGACCUCAUCAAACUGGCCAUGAUCCGCCUUCAAGCAGCUAUAGCCCCACCUGCUCUCACCCAGCCAGCAGCAGAAAUACCAGCAGCAGAAAUACCAGCAGCAGCAGCAGCAGCAGCAGCAGCACAUCUUCCAUCAGCCACACCCUCAGCCCCUCUCAGUCAUGACGCAUCCACCAACGCUCAAGAGCUAGCUGCGGCGCCCCAUGCAUCGACUGCUAUUAUCUCCCCUCAGCAGCAGUUCCGACAUGUUCAGUGCCCUUCCGUUCUGCCUCCUGCUGCUGCUGGGGCGUCCUCCCUUGCAGGUCACUGCAGGCUGGUUUUGCAGAUUCACGAUGAGCUGGUGCUCGAGGUGGACCGGCCAUACUUGAAGGCAGCAACGGAGCUCCUACAGGCGUGCAUGGAGAAUGCCGUGACUCUCGCAGUGCCCUUAUCUGUGAAGCUCCAUGUGGGGACAUCAUGGGGUACACUCGUACCCCUUGCUGAUUGGAAGGAGACAUAGCAGGCAGGCAGCAUGGAAUGGAAGCAUAGGUUUGCUGAUAAGUUGGGAACUUGGAAGUUGCCAGCAGCAGUGCUUGUGCAAAUGGCACAGUGAUCAAUCUUCCAUUCCAUCAUGCCAUCUGGCAGUUCCUCCGGACUUCAGGCCCAGAGGGAGAUGUGGUAACACCAAACAUGCAUUUUUGCCUACUGUACACGCUAGUAGUAGUACGGUACCCCUGGUACGGUAGUACGGUAACCACUGAGUGUUUCAGCCACACUAGCACAGGCAGUUGGGUUGACUGUGUCAAUCACUACUUAUGCCAAACAAUGCAUCUGAAGUGUUGUACUUUGCCCGCUACCGUACUU